Messenger RNA from Limanda limanda (common dab), 2834 nucleotides. RefSeq names its product leucine-rich repeats and calponin homology (CH) domain containing 2 (gene lrch2). The record is from RefSeq and is a predicted model, not a curated record. The transcript has 21 exons. Lineage: Eukaryota; Metazoa; Chordata; Actinopteri; Pleuronectiformes; Pleuronectidae. Gene Ontology annotation, molecular function: protein binding. Bases 1 to 2241 code for a protein of 746 amino acids.
AUGGCGUCUAGUCAGGGAGGUGUGGGAGCUGCUCUCCAGAACUCCCAGCACUCCGGUGGUCCUCACUGGAGCCCGGGCAUCAGCCAGUCACAGCAGCAGCACCAGCCCCCCCAGCAGCAGCAGCAGCAGCAGUACACGGCCCGCAGCCUGGACCGGACCCUGGACGAUGCCGUGUGCUCCGGGAUCCUGAACCUGAGCGGCAGGAAGCUGAGGGACUACCCGGGCAUGAGCUACGAUCUGACGGAUACGACACAAGCAGAUUUGUCCAAGAAUCGUCUCACAGAAGUCCCCCCAGAAGUGUGUCUGUUCGCGCCCCUGGAGUCGCUCAAUCUCUACCACAACUGCAUCAAGUGCAUCCCAGAGGCUAUCAUCAAUCUGCAGAUUCUGACUUACCUUGACAUCAGUCGAAAUCUCCUGUCCGUUUUGCCGAAAUACCUGUUCAGCCUCCCCCUCAAAGUUCUGCUUGUGAGCAACAACAAGCUUGUGUCCAUCCCAGAGGAGAUCGGCAAGGCCAAAGAGUUGAUGGAAUUGGACGUGAGCUGCAAUGAGAUCCAGGUUCUGCCAGCUCAGGUGGGGAGGCUUCACGCCUUACGAGAACUCAACAUCAGGAAGAACUGUCUUCACAUGCUGCCUGAGGAGCUGGCUGACCUGCCCCUCAUCCGACUUGAUUUCUCCUGCAAUAAGAUCACAGAGAUUCCUCUGGCCUACAGGAAACUCAGGCAGCUGCAGCACAUCAUCCUCGACAACAAUCCUAUGCAGUCUCCACCCGCACAAAUUUGUCUCAAGGGCAAAGUGCACAUAUUCAAGUACCUGAACAUCCAAGCGUGUCGGAUGGAUAAGAAACCAGACACCCUGGACCUUCCCUCCCUCGGCAAACGUUGCCUUCCACAGCCACUCACAGAUAGCAUAGAAGAUAUUUAUCCCAGUAAGAACCACGGGCCUGACUCUGGAAUUGGGAGCGACAACGGUGACAAGAGGCUGUCGACAACAGAGCCUUCCGACGACGACACCGUCAGCCUGCACUCCCAGGUUUCAGAGACAGCCCGUGCUGACGCCCUCUCGCUCCUCUCAAAAAUGGACUCUUGCAAAGAUCAGGAUCUCUAUGACUUUAUAGAUCCCAACCACGACGAGGAUCCUGCUCUUUUAGAGUCUGAAGGGCAGCAGAGUCAUAUGUCGUGUAUAAAGGAACUGGAGAAAGUUCUUCACAUGUCUCAACAAAGCAAAGAUAAGGACAGCUGGAAAGAGGAGUCAGGUUCUGACAAGGAGCAGCUCGUUGAGGAAGAGGACGAUGAGCUGAAGGAGGUGCUGGAUCUGAGGAAGAUCGCUGUUCAGCUUUUGCAGCAGGAGCAGCAGAAUCGACGGCGAUCCUUAAUCUGUAGAGCAGAGAGUCUUAUUCACCGACGGAGAGUGACUGGCCGGGCGCACAGGUUCCUAAGUCACUCUGGAAGUUCUAGCAGCAAGCCAAGGGCUCCCCCUCAGGCUGCUCGAAGUGCUUCUCUGGAUGAAGGAAGCAGUGGAGCAUCAGUGCUGAGCGGACAGCCCUCGUCUUCCUGCUCCUUUGACGACAGCCUGAAGACGGAUCAGUCAGACUCCGAGCCUAACUGGCCCGAUGUCCCACCCAUCCUCAAUCAGAAUGAAGAUCGCAGGAGGAACAAGUACCUGAGAAAAGAUUAUCUAAAGAACAAGUGUCAGAGUUCUCGGAAAAACUGCGGGAACGAAGACUGUGACGAGGGUUUGCGCAACGCUGAGUUCAGCACCACCUUGACCGUGUUUGGACUAAAACCAAGAUCAGCCUUCACCAAAGGAAGUCGACAAGAGUACACCUCCACAGACCCCAGCUUCACUAUGAGGAGGAAGAUGGAGCACUUGAGAGAGGAAAUGGAGCAGAUUGGACUCUUGCGUCAGAACGUCGAGUCCAGACUCAAGGUGUUGCUCCCAGAUGAUGUUGGAGCCGCUCUGAUGGAUGGAGUCGUCCUCUGCCAUUUAGCCAAUCACAUUUGUCCUCGCUCGGUCGCCAGCAUCCAUGUGCCGUCACCCGCAGUGCCAAAGCUAAGCAUGGCUAAAUGCCGUAGGAAUGUGGAGAACUUCUUGGAUGCCUGUAAGAAGCUUGGUGUUACUCAGGACAAGCUGUGCCUGCCCCAUCACAUCCUAGAAGAGCGUGGCCUGGUGAAGGUCGGCGUGACCGUCCAGGCUCUGCUCGAUCUGCCUGCACUGAAGCCUUCACAGCUGUCGGCCGUUUGACACAAGCCUGAAUGUGCAUCCAACCUGCAGCCAUCCAGCCAACUCCUGCCCCCAGCCCGAACCCACAGCCUGUCUCCAGGGACCUGAGAGCAUUUUCUGCCUGACUGAAACAGGAGACGGGAAAUACCUCUCGUCUCCUCAAAUGAUGUCAGCCGUCGCCCACUUCCUGUCCAUCACAUCUUUAUUUGUGUCCUGCUCUAUAGUUAAUGGGGUCAUCCGUUCUGUGUGUGGACUUGCGAUGUGUGUUUUCUGAGCUGCACAGUUUGGGCUUGCUGAGAAGGGACAGACGAGACAGAGGGUCUGAAGACAGACCUUUGCUUCUCAACACGCUCAGUAUUAUCGAGCCCGUAAGUGCCAGUGCUAACAACGUUUUUUCCAAGCAGCUGUUGGACACAUCGGCAGUGAGGAGAUGACGGACAUUUAACUCACUUUUUCACCACGGAGACCUAAGCGUUAGCUAGCUUCGUAACCCCAAACCACUGCCUGACCUCGAGUGGCUCUCACACUCUUGAGUUUCUUGAGUAGUACUUGGAAUUUUCCCAAGAGUUCUGUUUUAUACAGUUUGCAUCAGGUCCACUACUGCACCUCCUGUU